Messenger RNA from Boleophthalmus pectinirostris (great blue-spotted mudskipper), 1986 nucleotides. Its product is annotated as N-acetylneuraminate 9-O-acetyltransferase-like. The record is from RefSeq and is a predicted model, not a curated record. Bases 37 to 1986 code for a protein of 649 amino acids. Gene Ontology annotation, molecular function: N-acetylneuraminate 9-O-acetyltransferase activity. Gene Ontology annotation, cellular component: Golgi membrane. The transcript has 15 exons. NCBI's taxonomy places the organism in Eukaryota, Metazoa, Chordata, Actinopteri, Gobiiformes, Gobiidae.
ACAACUCUGAAGUUACUGUGGAACCCUCUGACAAAUAUGACUAUGAGAGAGCGUCUAGUCGCACUCUCCCAGGCUCCAGUGAAGCCUGAUGCUCUUAUCAUUGGGGCCGCCACAUGGCCAAUCUUGAGUAACCGGGCCAGUCCAAAGGCGCUGUACAUGUACAAAGUGAACUUGACAUCUAUGGCUCCAGCGCUGGAGAGGAUGGCUCAGUAUGGUGACGUGUACUGGCACAUGCAAGAGCCAAUGAACUGGACAAAUUUAGACCAGAGAAGGAAGGUGAUCACAAACGAGCAGAUUGACCUGUAUAAUGAUGCAGCUGCAGAAGCCAUCGGCAUUGGAACCUCCCGCAUCAAGCCCUUUGUAGUAUCCCGUCUGGCAGGUCUGCAAAAGCUGCACCAGGUGUGGGAUGGACUGCACAUGCCCGGCAGCAGUUUGAAAGUGGCAGCUAUGGCCUUUAUGAACAGUCUGUGUAACAAAGUGAUUCGGCCCAACGGCGCGUGCUGCCAGGACACUCCCCCAGUCACCCUUCUCCAGAAGAUGGUGCUCUGUGUCUUUUCAGGAACAACUGUACUGUUUGUGGUACUUUACGUCAGAGGGAGACGACCCCAUCAAAAACCUGUGACCACAGACGAGGAGAGUUUAGAGCAGGAGAAGUCAGCUACAGCUGCUGGGCCUUUAAGGGCCGAGGCAGCGUGUGGCGCCCUGUGUAAAAUGGGGCUCAUCAUGGCCUAUUUCUACCUGUGUGACAAAGCAGAUGUGUUUAUGAAAGCACAGAAACAAUACAGCCACUCUGCCUUCUUCAUCCCUCUCAUCUCUUUGUUUGUACUUGGACUCAUGUUCUGCAAGAGCACCAAAGACAGCCGUGUGCUCAACAGGGAGCAGACAGAUGAGUGGAAGGGCUGGAUGCAGUUGGUCAUUCUCAUCUAUCAUGUUUCAGGAGCUAGUGCUUUUGUCCCAGUCUACAUGCAUGUGCGAGUGAUAGUGGCAGCCUAUCUCUUUCUAACAGGUUAUGGACACUUCUCAUUCUUCUGGCUCAAAGGGGACUUUGGAUUGCCCAGACUGUGCCAGGUGCUCUUCAGGCUUAACUUCCUGGUGCUGGUGUUGUGUGCGGUGAUGGACAAGCCCUACCAGUUUUAUUACUUUGUUCCUCUGGUCUCAUUCUGGUUUGUGAUCAUUUACAGCACAUUGGCCUUGAGGCCACAGAUUGUGCAGAAAAAAGCCAACUGCAGUCGUCUGUGGCACCUGGGAAUGCUGCUUAAGUUGCUGGGGCUCCUGUUGCUCAUUUAUCUCUUUGCAUAUUCACAGAGGUUGUUUGAAAGAUGUUUCACAGCGUGGCCAAUAUCUGGGUUGUUUGAACUCCAUGGGAACAUUCAUGAGUGGUGGUUCCGCUGGAAAUUGGAUUGUUUUGUUGUGGUGCAGGGGAUGCUGUUUGCUUUCCUUUACCUGGUCCUUCAGAAGAACCAGAUGCUGUCAGAGAGCAGAGGACAGACUUUGUUCUCAGCCAAAGUAUCCAUCCCCCUCCUGCUCCUGUCUGUACUCUGUUUUACUACAUACUCAGUGUGGGCCAGCAACUGCACAGACAAAGCCCAGUGCAAUAAGACACACACAUACAUCUCUGUGGUCCCGAUUCUGGCCUUCAUUCUUAUCAGAAAUAUUCCAGGCUGUGUCCGCUCCAUGUAUAGUCCAUUCUUUGCAUGGUUUGGAAAAUUCUCCUUAGAGCUAUUUAUCUGCCAGUACCACAUCUGGCUGGCAGCAGACACAAAAAUGAUCUUAGUGCUCAUCCCUGGGAACCACACAGUCAACAUCCUGGUCAGCAGCUUUAUAUUUGUGUGUGUGGCUCAUGAGAUCUCGCUCAUCACCAGCGUCCUGGCCCAGCUGAUCAUUCCGAAAGACACUGUGGCUCUGCUGAAGACACUGAGAGCUGUGGCACUGCUCACUCUGCUGCUGACGGCAGCCUGUUUUGCCCGGCCUGAGAAAUACAUUUAA